CCUGGAGGGAAGUGGGAGAAGCCCCACUCUGUGAGGUCAUAGAAGGUGGGUGUGACCAGGAGAGCAGCCAUGUGGUGCCCAGAGGGAUCUCCGCUCCUCCAGCUCCUGUGGGCUUUCGCUGUUCCCACUAAGGUGAUCCUGGCUGCCCCUCCACUUGGGACAGCACCUGCAGAAAAUCUGGGGGCUACCAAUGAGUUGAUGGACACUUCGCCACGUCAGCCCCUGUGGUUUGAUUAUCCUGACUCCGAUAGAAAGAAGAUCCUUGCUAUUUAUAAGCUUAUUGGAGAAGAGCAUGAAUUUGUUGGCCCAAGUGUCUUCCCCUACUUCCUACGUUAUAUCCUCAUUGGAUCCGUCAUCCUCAUCCUGCUCUUCUUCCUCUAUCAAAUAAUCUCCAAACUGUACGUGCUGUAUUGCCAGUACAUUCAUCUUUGGCUGGGGGGAGGAGGAUCAGUGGUACCAAAAAAAAAUAAAAAAUCAUUUUAGAACUCCAAAGUCUUGUGGGCUGGAGAUCUUCUGUAGACUGGUACGUGUAUUACACAAGUUCGAAAUGUGCUCUGCCAGGCCUGCAAGGGCUUGUGGGGAUCCUCUUGCUCAUUUUGCGGAGGGAGGUGUCUCUGGCCGUGUGCUCUCAUGCCUCACCCCAAUAGCAACACUGGGAUUGUUGAUUUAUUCUUAUGCCUAUUGAUAGGUGCUUGCAUGCACACACCAACUUCUUCCUGGUUUUCUUUUAGAUUGGCAAAGAGGUCAACUAUGUGAUUAAGGUUCGGAAGGCGAGAUACGACACUGCUGCCAACGAGCCACCUCCUGCCUCUUUCCACUUCAAUAAAACAUUCUCCCGUUGGA
Molecule: messenger RNA, 843 nt
Organism: Pogona vitticeps (central bearded dragon)
Lineage: Eukaryota; Metazoa; Chordata; Lepidosauria; Squamata; Agamidae
Source: RefSeq, a predicted model, not a curated record